CCCAAUCUCGCAUCCCACCUCAUCGAGACACCAUCGUAACGACGCCCCCGCCGCUGCCACAACUUCCCACGACGCUCGCCGAUAUUGCGCGCACCAACCAUCGCAGUCGCCAACUGCUCGUUACCUCAGAACAUGUCCCAAGAUACAGGCCUGUGGAGUGUCCGCAGACCCAGGGAAACACUCGGCGGCAUCAGCCUCAACGCUGCUCUCCCCCAACCCGGCUCUACCAUGAAGCGAUCCAAUUCUAGCAACACCGCCAACUACCCGGGCAGCCAUGUCCGCUCCAUGUCUGGAUCUAGGCAGUCCCUCGCCAUGUCGCGCCCCAAUCAGCCCCUCUUCCAGCGUUCCUCGUCCGGCACCAACCUCGCCGACCUUGGGCUGUCGUCGGUCAAGCGUUCGUCGUUCCAGCAACCGAAGGGUGUUUUCACUCCAGCGCCCUCCCGCGCACCUCGCGCUUCAAUGGGGGACGCCGACCGACGCAGCAGUGUAUACCGACCACGCCAGUCCACAGCCGCCCCGACGAGCCACCAGAGCUUCUUCCAAGCUACUCCUCAAACUGCCGGUGUGCCACGAGACCCGCGUCCGCUCAAGGACCGAUCGUUCCAGGCCCGGAUCGGACAGGAGCUUCUGGACUACAUGGUGCAGCACAACUUCGAGAUGGAGAUGAAGCAUGUCCUCUCACAGAAUGUCCUCAAAUCGCCAACCCAAAAAGACUUCAACUACAUGUUCCAAUUUAUCUAUCAUCGAAUCGACCCCAGCCACAGGUUCCAGAAGAACAUCGACCAGGAGGUACCGCCACUUCUCAAGCAAAUGCGAUACCCAUUUGAGAGAAGCAUCACCAAGAGUCAGAUUGCCGCUGUUGGAGGCCAGAACUGGAGCACCUUCCUGGGCCUGCUUCACUGGAUGAUGCAGCUAGCACAGAUGCUCGACGGCUACGCAUCCAGCAGAUAUGACGAGGCCUGCAUGGAAAAUGGCACUGAUGUCAGCGGCGACCGCAUCAUCUUUGACUUCCUCAGCAGUGCAUACAGGGACUGGCUUGCCAUGGAUGAGGAUAUGGGUGACGAAGAAGCCGAGCGCGUGCUGGCGCCCCACGUCCAGUCAAUGGCGAGAGCUUUUCAGCGAUCCAACUCCAAGUACACGGCAGAGCUCGAGAUGCUUGAGGCAGAGAACGCGCGACUACUCAAAGAGAUUGAGGACCUGGAGAAGUCAACGCCCGACCCCGCAGUCCUGGACAACAAUUUCAAGAUCAUGGAGGAGGACAAGAUCAAGUUUGAGGAGUACAAUGCGUUGGCCAUGCAGCGAUCGGAGAAGUAUGAAAGCCGGGCCGACGUACUGCAGGAAGAGCUGGAAAAGUUGAUGGAGGAGCUGAGGGAGGCGGAUGAGGAGCGACGUAGUCUGCAGAAGGCAGUUGAUGCUCAAGGGAUCAGUAUGCAGGAUAUGGACCGCAUGACGUCUGAGCGUGAGAGGCUGCAGAAGGGCAUUGAGACGGCCGGUCAGAGGCUGGAAGAGGUGAAGAAAAAAGUGUCCGACAAGGAAAUGGAUGCGAGCCGGAAGCUGGACGAAUUAGAGCGCAUGGUUGACCAGUACAAUACGCUGGCAUACCAGAUCGCGCUCAUUCCAUCAACAGCGGCCAAUGCCAAGGGCAAGGACUUUGAACUCCAGGUCAUGGUCAACGACAAUUCAGACUUUACGUCGUCCAACCUCUUGGGCUCUGCCGGGCCCUCGUCAGCAGAUCGGUUGCUAGCUGAUGCGACAACUGGCUACCUACCCGGACAUAUCCUCAACUUGGACCUCCGGGGCCAGAUCCGAAGCAGCUUCCUAACACUGCGCAAGGAUAUCUCAGAACGACGCACCGCAGCCAUGGACGUCAUGAUGAAGGACCACGACCUACUCGACGGCAUCAAGGAGGCCAUCGAGGAUAGAAAGAGCGAGGUCGAGGCCCUCAAUCAUCGCGUCCGAGCAGCGGAGGAGGAGUACGAAAAGACCAAAGAGGUGACAACAACACAAAAGUUGGCGUCGGACGCACAGAUUGAGAAGAUGGAGAAGGAACUGUCUCGAAUGCGAGCGGGGCUGUCAGAGUCUGUGCAGCUUUUGGAGCAGCGCGAGAUCAACACAACUAUUGAAUAUGAACAGCUGGUUCUGCGAGCCAAUUCUCUUCGAGAGGAGCUGCAUACCGAAAUUGAUCGGAUGCUGAACGACGUCAUCAAGUUCAAGAUCCACGUGCAGAAGAACCUCGACGACUACGAAGGAUUCGUAACGGAGGAGCUGGAGAAGGAGCUUGGCAGCGAGGAUAUGGGUGAAGACACACGGCCAGUUGACCUGUGAUGCGAGACCCUGAAUGACUGAAAUGAACAUUGUGUUGCGGAGGUGCUUCUUCCGGCGUUUGAGGAGGCGGAGUCUUGGCUGACCGGCUGGGUGGCUGGAUGUCUGAAAACGGGCAUGCCGCGUUUAGACUAUGUCUUCGUCCUGUUCUUUUUUUUGGUGGCCUGGCUUUUGAGAGCGUUUUUUUACGACGGGAUAUGAUGGAUGAUGUUGCUUGUAGUUGAGAUAGAUACCAGGCCGAGGGUCAAAGGUUGGGAGGGGACUUUUCCGGAGAUGAUACCUUUUUGACAGAGCAUUCAAUACGUACAUGGAUAAUUUCAAGGUUACAUGCAAAUUAUGGGAGGGGGGCUUCUUGGCAUGCACAAUUCUUUAGCUGGCGUUCGCCAAGGAGAGUUACCAGUGUCGAGACCCUGCAUCGUGAUGUUCGGAUGUCAGGGGAAUUGCUUCUUGAAGCUCGCGCACGGAUG
Ilyonectria robusta is the source of this 2789-nucleotide messenger RNA. Its product is annotated as HEC/Ndc80p family-domain-containing protein. Gene Ontology annotation, cellular component: Ndc80 complex. The record is from RefSeq and is a predicted model, not a curated record. The transcript is spliced from 3 exons. Gene Ontology annotation, biological process: attachment of mitotic spindle microtubules to kinetochore. NCBI's taxonomy places the organism in Eukaryota, Fungi, Ascomycota, Sordariomycetes, Hypocreales, Nectriaceae. The coding region runs from base 133 to 2325 and encodes 730 amino acids.